Alligator sinensis (Chinese alligator) is the source of this 878-nucleotide messenger RNA. It is a transcript of the gene GSC, whose product is annotated as goosecoid homeobox. Gene Ontology annotation, cellular component: nucleus. Gene Ontology annotation, biological process: regulation of transcription by RNA polymerase II. The record is from RefSeq and is a predicted model, not a curated record. Lineage: Eukaryota; Metazoa; Chordata; Crocodylia; Alligatoridae. Gene Ontology annotation, molecular function: RNA polymerase II cis-regulatory region sequence-specific DNA binding; DNA-binding transcription factor activity, RNA polymerase II-specific.
AUGUUCCCGGGAACUCAGGCCAGGAUGACGUCGCCUGGGUAUAAAACAGGGAAGAGGUUCAGAUGGCUCCUACUCCGAGCAGCCGUCUGGGCUGAGCAGGGGGGACCGGGAGGGAGGAGGAGGGAGGGCCGGUGGCGCACUCGCUCGCUGCCGGCGCCCGAUCGCCCGCCCGCUCCCGCUCCCGCUCCCGCUCGCGCCUGGAAACGCGCGGGAAGUUUCGCCCAAAGAAGCGGCUCCCCGGCCCGGCCCGGCCCGGCCCGGCUCCCUCCUGGGGCAGCGCGGCGAUCGGGGCUCCCGAGUGGCCGAAGCCCGGCGACAUCCUGCCCUGGCUACGAGGGCACCGGCUCGGUCCUGAUGUCCCCUGUGCCCCACCAGAUGCUGCCCUACAUGAACGUGGGCACCUUGUCCCGGACCGAGCUGCAGCUGCUCAACCAGCUGCACUGCCGGAGGAAAAGGAGGCACCGGACCAUCUUUACGGACGAGCAGCUGGAAGCCUUGGAAAACCUCUUCCAGGAAACGAAAUACCCGGACGUGGGCACCAGGGAGCAGCUGGCCAGGCGGGUGCAUUUAAGAGAGGAGAAAGUGGAGGUUUGGUUCAAGAACCGCCGGGCGAAAUGGAGGCGGCAAAAGCGAUCCUCUUCGGAGGAGUCGGAGAACGCCCAGAAGUGGAGUAAAGCGAGCAAAACUUCCCCGGAGAAGCGGCCGGAGGAAGCGAGAAGCGAUUUGGACUCCGACAGCUGAUACCUGCCUCUGCGCGGACUGUCGGGCUGGCGCCCGAGGAUGCUGCUCACUUGCACAAGCUCUGCCUUGUCGGAGGGGGACAGAUGUCUGUACAUAGUGUACCCGGCCCCGGGCUGCUUCCUUGUAAAUAAAACGUG